Moesziomyces aphidis is the source of this 876-nucleotide messenger RNA. The record is from the annotation of a GenBank genome assembly. Lineage: Eukaryota; Fungi; Basidiomycota; Ustilaginomycetes; Ustilaginales; Ustilaginaceae.
AUGGCCACCACGAAGCUCAGCACGCGGGCAAGGGGGAUUUUGUCGACCAUGCUGCCCCGCGGUAAGGUGGUGAUUCGCGAGAUCGAGCCUAUCUAUCCCGAAUCGGUGGCGACGGGGCUGGCAUAUGCGAGGUUCAACGAGGUGUGGACCAAGUUGCGCGCCUUUGAGCUUUGCGAGUACGCACGGGUGGCGCUGGUGGAUUCGGAUAUGCUCGUACGACGCAAUAUGGACGAACUCCUCGCUGCGCCCGUCUUUCCCACGGGGGAGGGGGAAUGGAUCGCAGCCAGUUGGGCAUGCACCUGCAAUCCGAACCGAAUCGCCACGUAUCCCGACAACUGGAUCCCCGAAAACUGUGGAUUCACUGGCCAAACACUGCCGCAAGCAAAAGACCCACAAAGCGUCGUACAGCCAACAAAGGAAACACCGAGGCCGGGAAAGUUGAUCAAUAGCGGUCUCGUUCUGCUUACACCUUCGAAGGCUACGAUGGAGGAAAUGAUCGACGCCAUUAAUACCGAUCCAAGGGUGCAGGAAUACAGGUUUCCAGAUCAAGACUUCCUCGCCGACUUUUUCGAUACGCAAAAUCGUCACAUCAAGUACUUGCCAUACAAGUACAAUGCGCUCAAGAAGCUGCCCCUGGUCCAUGCGAAUAUUUGGAGGGACGAGGAUGCGGUGAAUGUGCAUUACAUCCUCGAUAAGCCCUGGAACCUCGGCCGUCCAGGUUCGGAGCGCAAUCCGAAGGACCCGGAUGCACACGUACACAACUGGUGGUGGCAUGCGUUCGACGACGUCAAAGCCAACCUCGCCGUCGAGCGAGAGGGGAUCAGCAUCCAGAAAGACGACUGGCAACAGUGCGUGGAAAAAUACAUGUCGCUUUGA